Molecule: messenger RNA, 4639 nt
Organism: Neopelma chrysocephalum (saffron-crested tyrant-manakin)
Lineage: Eukaryota; Metazoa; Chordata; Aves; Passeriformes; Pipridae
Gene: MAP3K7
Product: mitogen-activated protein kinase kinase kinase 7
Exons: 17
Coding region: 117-1961 (614 amino acids)
Biological process (GO): JNK cascade; positive regulation of canonical NF-kappaB signal transduction; protein phosphorylation
Molecular function (GO): magnesium ion binding; MAP kinase kinase kinase activity; ATP binding
Source: RefSeq, a predicted model, not a curated record
CUGCGCCCGGAGCCGCCGCCGCCGCGCCCCGCGUAGCCCCGGCCCUCGGCUGCCCGGUGCCAGACCCUCGCGUAGGCCCGGCCCGGGCCUCUCCUCCCCGCAGUGAAAGAGGAGGCAUGUCCGCUGCCGCCUCCGCUGAAAUGAUUGAAACCCCCCCGGUCCUCAACUUCGAAGAAAUCGACUACAAAGAGAUCGAGGUGGAAGAGGUUGUUGGAAGAGGAGCCUUUGGUGUGGUCUGCAAGGCAAAAUGGCGAGCUAAAGAUGUAGCCAUUAAACAAAUAGAAAGUGAAUCUGAAAGAAAAGCCUUCAUUGUAGAGCUUCGACAGCUGUCACGAGUGAACCAUCCCAACAUUGUCAAGUUAUAUGGAGCCUGUCUAAACCCAGUGUGUCUUGUUAUGGAGUAUGCUGAAGGAGGUUCUCUAUACAAUGUGCUACAUGGUGCUGAACCUCUGCCUCAUUAUACUGCUGCACAUGCCAUGAGUUGGUGUUUACAGUGUUCCCAAGGAGUGGCAUAUCUCCACAGCAUGAAACCAAAGGCUCUAAUUCACAGAGACCUGAAACCACCAAAUUUGCUCCUGGUAGCUGGGGGGACAGUUCUAAAAAUCUGUGACUUUGGUACAGCCUGUGAUAUUCAAACACACAUGACCAACAAUAAAGGAAGUGCUGCUUGGAUGGCACCUGAAGUUUUUGAAGGUAGCAAUUACAGUGAAAAAUGUGACGUUUUCAGUUGGGGUAUUAUUCUCUGGGAGGUAAUCACCCGUAGGAAACCUUUUGAUGAGAUUGGUGGUCCAGCUUUCCGAAUAAUGUGGGCAGUUCACAAUGGUACUCGGCCACCACUGAUCAAAAACUUACCUAAACCAAUUGAGAGUUUAAUGACCCGUUGUUGGUCCAAGGAUCCCUCUCAACGACCAUCCAUGGAGGAAAUUGUUAAAAUAAUGACACACUUGAUGCGGUACUUUCCCGGAGCUGAUGAACCUCUGCAGUAUCCUUGCCAGUAUUCAGAUGAAGGCCAAAGCAACUCUGCCACUAGUACAGGUUCAUUCAUGGACAUCACUUCUACAAACACAAGUAACAAGAGUGAUGCUAACAUGGAACCAAGUGACUUCCAAGGAGCUUCUACCAAUGACACUAUUAAGCGUUUAGAGUCAAAAUUGGCACAACAAAUCAAAAACACAACCAAGCAGCCGGGUGAUCCUGGCCGUUUGAGUUUGCCCCCAUCUCGUGGGAGCAGUGUGGAGAGCUUGUCAGAUGUUCGCGCACGACCACCAUCAGCCCUUGUUUCAGGAGAAGCCAAAAGGAUGAGUGCUGACAUGUCUGAAAUAGAAGCAAGAAUAGCUUCCAUCACAGCCUAUUCCAAGCCUAAACGAGGCCAUCGUAAAACUGCUUCAUUUGGCAACAUUCUGGAUGUCCCUGAGAUCAUCAUACCAGGAAACGGACAGCAGAGGCGCAGAUCCAUUCAAGAUCUUAGUGUUACUGGAACAGAGUCCAGUCAGGAGAGUAGAAACAGCAGUAGAUCAUCUAGUCCUAGUGUGAGAAUGAUCACUACCUCGGGACCAACCUCUGAAAAGCCAACUCGUAAUCCAUGGACACCUGAUGAUGCAGAGACCAAUGGGUCAGAUAACUCCAUCCCAAUGGCAUAUCUUACAUUAGAUCAUCAGUUACAGCCUCUAGCACCGUGCCCAAACUCCAAAGAAUCUAUGGCUGUGUUUGAGCAGCACUGCAAAAUGGCACAAGAAUAUAUGAAAGUUCAGACAGAAAUUGCAUUGCUGUUGCAGAGGAAACAAGAACUAAUAGCAGAACUGGACCAGGAUGAAAAAGACCAGCAAAACACAUCCCGUCUGGUACAAGAACAUAAAAAGCUGUUAGAUGAAAACAAAAGUCUCUCAACAUACUAUCAGCAAUGCAAAAAACAAUUAGAGGUCAUCAGAAAUCAGCAACAGAAACGGCCAGGCACAUCAUGAUUUCCUGGGACCUUUCAAAUGAAAAAUAUGCACAGAAAAGACUGAUUAUUUUUUUUUUAAUUGUUAUUAUUAUCCCUUAUUAAGACAGCUCAUGAGUGUUAGCUUCUUGGUGUGAUCUGUACUUGUCUGCUACACUUAACAUCAUUUAAUUUUCUUUUUCCUAUGGUGGACAUCCAGUUCAACAGGUUAAUCGAAUAAGGUGAGAAAACAAUGACUUGAAUUAACCAACAGCCCUCAAUUUAAAGCAAGAAGAGUGGCUGCUUGCAUGCUCCUUGUGUGAAGGCUAGCCUAACAAGUGUUAAGGAGGCUGCUAAAUUUUAAGACCUUAUUUUUAGUUUUUGGUGUUACCUCGAUAAGAGAAAAAAAAAACCCAAAACUUUCCUGUUUAAGAAUGGUUUUGUUCCAGUGUCUCAUCUCAUACUAUUAUUAUGAUGAUUGUUUUCAAGACUUUAAACAGGCUCCAGGCUGCAGAGGUGAUCUUGGCUGACCACAGUAAUUCAUGAUGCAUUAGUGAUGCCUUUACCUGUAGACAUAGUAUAUUUUUUCCACAUGCAAAAUGGUAGGCAAACUGAUGCCAGCGUCCUUGGUUCAGUGCUUGAUAGCCCUGCAUUUUGACUAAUAUGUUUCUUGUAAUCUUGCUUUCAUAAAAUAUUUGAAGUAAAAGACUGUAUUUUGUUUACUUUCUUGGGGUGAAUGACAUGCAGUUUCACUUAAUUACCGGGCAAAAGUUAUGAAGGUGAUUCAUUGGGCAGAGUUAGUCCCUUGUGUAAAGAGGAAGAAUCAAAAAUGUGUGAAAGCAUGUUUUAAACCUUUAAAGCUUUUGUCCCUCUAGCAUCUUUGGAUGGAAAUUCAGAAAGAAAAUUAUUACAAAACUUGAAAUACUUGCUCCUUUUAUGUUUUUGCUCCCUUAUUCGUUUUGUUUUGUUUUUCUUACAACUUAUUUGCUGAAAAGCAUUUACCAUAAAUGUAAAUAAGUUUGUUUUAGAUAAGGAGAGAAGGGUUUGGGGAAAUGAAUUUAUUUUAAAUAGCAAAUUAUGAAAUGGAGUUGAGUGUGCAAAUAGCGGAAGCUAUUAAGAACAUGAGGGAAAUGGCUUAGAUCUCCAUCAGGAAUCUCAGUUAUUCUACUCAUUUGAACAUAGUUCAAAAGAAGUCCAUCACAGAAUGCCUGCUGCCUCUGUGACUGAAGAGUUGCAUUUAAUGAACUCAAGCAGAAUAUGUAAUGCUCAGUGUUGUUAUUCACCAUUAUUACAUGGGUGAAAAUAACUGCUUGUUUUACAUUGCAGAUUAAUUACUUGGAUUAUGAAUUAACUGGUACAAAAAUGAGGCACUUCUAAAUAUAAUGAUAAGUUAUUCCUUGCGUAAGUUCUUGAGGUACCCAGUUGUGGGCGGGAUUUUAGUAACGCUCCUCUGCAAAAGAAAAGUAGAAAAUUGAAGUUUAGCUGUGGAGCCCUCCAAAUAAAAGAAAGGUAAUCUGAAAUUUGACUUACACGUAUUUCAAAUAAAUGGUUAUUUAUAAGAGCCCAUGAGCAGAACUUGGAAAAACCUUAAGGGUAAAAACUUCACAGUAUUUUCUCUUUUCUUUCCUGCCUACUUGAUAAAAACCAUUAGUACUGUUGUGCUUAUCUGUGAACAGCAAAGGUGAUGAACAAUGUACUAAACAGUGUCAUCCUGUCUUGAAAAUAAAUCUGUUUUUGGCAAACCUUUGGGAGUUAGAAACCCUUCCCUCAUUUUAUUUAAAUAAAGGAAGGGUUAUCAUUUCCAAAACCUGAGCAGAUAAUUUGAUUAGUUAGCUGAAACUGAUAUUGGGAUCAACUUAAGGGCACACAUAUUUAUAGCAAAAUGUAAUUGGGAGAGAAAAUAACUGUAGUAUUAGGAAUAGCACAAGUUAUCCAGAGCAUUGCUGUUCGCAUACAUCUGUCCAUCUACCAAAAUGGAGACACUCGAUGAUCAGUAGCUUACUUAACAUAUGCUGAAGCAUUAAGUAGAGCAGAUAAAUACUGAUGCUCAACUUCAGAUGCAUGGUUGAUAAUUACCUACGCAAAAUCAUUUACUAGGACAGUUUUUACAUUUCAGCGUCAUAAAACAGAUACGCUUAGGGUAAAUCAGUUUGGUAUGUGAAAAGUCACUUUAUGGCAAGGUUUGAGUAAUGGUACAUAAUACAAAAGUCUGUUCUAGCAGUUACUUAUGACUUUUCAGGGUUUACAUUAUAAAGGGUCUCAGAUUGUAAAAUAAGUGCUGUGCUACUGUGCGCUGUCGGCUCCAUUCAAUAGUUAGGUUAUAUUGCUCUUGUAAUUUUCAGAGGGAAUUUGGAGUUUGACCUUUUGCCUUCAAAUUGUCCCUUUCUUAAUUCCACCAAAAAUGAAAAAAAUAUUUGCCCAAAUUUCUCACUGAAGAUUUCCAUGUGGCAAAAUUUGUGUAUCGUAACAAAAAAACUUAUAAGGGUAGAACAGUUUAACAGCUUAAUUUUCAGUGGCCUUUAUUGUUUUCAUAAGGCUCUUGGUUUAAAGUUGUUUACAAAUAUACUUAUAUUUUUCUGUUAAAGUAUCUGGACUGUUCAGGAACUUUUUUCAUGUACUCUUUUGUCCAGUUAAAGCUGUUCCUCUAAUAAUAGAGGUGAAACAUCUAGUUUUGGCUGGGCAUUGCCUUCUCAGAAAAGGUAACAGGCUCUGCUUUUUGUU